AAGGAGACGCCCCCAUCCCUGGGUUUGUCUCGUGGUUUCUCUUUUCUUUUUGCAGCUGAGCUCAGCUCAGCUCCGCCUCCGAGCAGGAAGAGAAACGCCGGGAGAGGCGGGAAAACCAAACCAGCUCUCUUGCUCCGUCUUUCCUUGCAAAGGGAAGCCAUGGCGGCGGCGGCGGGUGCCCUGAAGCAGGAGCUGUGCGAGGAAGCCUCUUGCUCCGUCUGCCUGGACUUCUUCAGGGAUCCCGUCAUGAUCCCCGAGUGCGGCCACACUUUCUGCCGGGCCUGCCUGACCCACAGCUGGGGGGACUUGGAGGGGGCCGAGGCUUCCUGCCCCCAGUGCAGAGGACCGGCGCAGGAGGGGACCCUCCGGCCCAACCAGCAGCUGGCCAACUUGGUGAAAGUAAUCCAGAAACUCCGUCCUUCAGAAGGAAGCGCCAAGAAGCGAAAGAGGGGGGUCUGCGAUCUGCACCAGGAGCCCCUAAAGCUUUUCUGCCAGGAGCAAGAGGCCCCCCUUUGCCUGGUCUGCAGCAGAUCCCAGGAGCACAGAGAUCACCAGGAGAUCCCUCUGGAGGAGGCGUCCCAAGAAAAGAGGGCAGUCAUGGCCGAUAGAGAAGGGAGAGUUUGCCAGAAGCACCAAGAACCUCUAAAGCUCUUCUGCAAGGAUGACGAAGCCCUCAUCUGUGUGGUCUGUGACAGAUCCAAGGAGCACAGAGAUCAUGAAACUCUUCCUCUUGAGGAGGCCUCCCAAGAGUACAAGGAUCGAUUCUGCGAUUGUCUGGAGAAGCUGAAGGAGGAGAGAGAGAAAAUUCGGGCAUGUAAAGUGGACGUAGAGAAGGAAAGUCAAGACCUGCUCAAGCAAACCACAGAACAGAAACAAGAGACGGUAGCCAAGUUCAGGGAACUGCACGCUUUUCUGGAGGAACAAGAGAAACUUCUGCUGGCCCAGAUGGAAGAGGUGGAGAAGGAAACAGCAAGGAAAAGGGACCAGCUGCUGGCCGACCUCUCUGAGGCGCUAUCCUCUCUGGACAGCCUGACGCAGGAGAUGGAGGAGAAGUGUCAGGAGCCGGCCAGUGAACUCCUGCAGGAUGCCAGAAGCAUCUUGCAGAGGUAUGAAGAAAUGGAGGAAUUCGAGAAUCCGUUUCCUUUUUCAUUUGCACCUAAGUGGAAGAUCUGGGACUUCUCAAAUCUAAAUUCCCUUUUGGAGCGCUUUAUGAAGCAGUGCAAAGACUCUCUGGAUUCUGGACUUCACCCGCAGAAAGCAAAUGUGACUCUGGAUCCAGACACAGCUCAUGCCCAACUCAUCCUGUCUGAGGAUCGGAAAAGCGUGAGGGAUGGAGGAAAAACUCAAACUCUGCCCAACAAUCCUGAGAGAUUUGACUACUAUGGUGUUGUACUGGGCCGUGAGGGAUUAACAGGAGGCUGCUAUUUCUGGGAAGUCCUGGUGGGAAUUGAGGAAAGAUGGGCUGUGGGGGUAGCCAGGAAGUCUGUGAAGAGGAAGGGAGAAUUUUCCUUCACUCCUAAGGAUGGGAUCUGGCUUGUGGGAAAGUGGGAGGGCCACUGCAGGGCUGCCAGAAUAAGCUCUUAUAUUCCCCUGAACCUGCGUGGGGAGCCCAAGAGGAUCCGAGUCUGUCUGAACUAUGAUGGGGGUCGAGUGGCCUUUUUUGACGCUGACCGAGGAGCCCUGAUCUAUGAGUAUUCUGGAGCCUCCUUCUCUGGAGAGACCCUCCUGCCCUUCUUUUGGGUAUCUAGAAAAGGCCACCUCAAACUCCCUUCUUAAGACCUUCUCUUCACACCGGGAGCAUCAAUAAGAAAAUAUUGGUUCUCAGAAGCUCCCCCAUUUAGUCCUGUCAAGGCCUCUCCAGACUCCCAGUCACCAAAACUGACUGGAGUAAAAUGGAGACAUCCCCCUCCCCCCACAACUUUCCCCUUUUUUCUUUGUAUUUUAUCUCUGAAAAUAACACUAACAUUUUUCACUUCCUAAAGAAUAUCAGGCUGGUUGUCAAGGAGAGCUCUGAAUAGACUCCUCCCCCUCAGCCUCCUCCAGCUCCCAUUCCCCCCGGGCACAAGAGGAACAACUGAAAAGAUCCCUCAGAGGAAAAUGAGGCCCUGCAAGCUUAAAUUGAUAUUCUGGACUUUCUCAUUUCUUUGGUUCAUGGGGCACCACCUGCUCUGUUCAGCAUCGUCUUUCUGAAGGGCUCUGAAGAUCCCUUCAAGGUCAAGGUUGCUACAAUCAACACAGCUGUGUUUCAGACACCAGUAGCUGAAAAGAUGUUCUGCUCAUAAUAAAGUCGUGAUACCUU
Sphaerodactylus townsendi is the source of this 2299-nucleotide messenger RNA. RefSeq names its product E3 ubiquitin-protein ligase TRIM7-like. The record is from RefSeq and is a predicted model, not a curated record. The transcript is spliced from 8 exons. Bases 160 to 1776 code for a protein of 538 amino acids. Lineage: Eukaryota; Metazoa; Chordata; Lepidosauria; Squamata; Sphaerodactylidae. Gene Ontology annotation, molecular function: protein binding; zinc ion binding.